This is a messenger RNA of Equus caballus (horse), 4472 nucleotides long. The record is from RefSeq and is a predicted model, not a curated record. Lineage: Eukaryota; Metazoa; Chordata; Mammalia; Perissodactyla; Equidae.
CCAUCUCACAGCAGAGCUCUUGGGACCUCCUCCCCCUGAAGACAAUGGUUUCUCAGGGUGUGGGCUGGACUUACCUGGGAGCUUGUCAAAUAUGCAGUUUCUCAGAGAUACUGGCUCAGGGUGUGGGUUGGGGCCCAGGAAUCCAAAUUUCCCAGGGGUCCCAGGUUGUCCUUACUCGCACUAGUUGCUGGUGACCACCUAAGGGCAGCUAAGAUCCCAGAGGGUGUUUGGUGGCCUGUCCCCUCCCAGCGUUCUCUUUCAGGUCAGGUGGCUGGGACCAUAACUUAGGCCAGAAGUCAAGUUGGGUUAGUUUAAGGCAGGAAGUAACCCCACAUUCAAGCCAGUGGGAGCCAGGAGUCCAGGAAAGGCCGAUAAAUUACCAACAACCCGGAGCCCAGGCUGACGCGGAGCUGCACAGUGGGGCCAGGCAGCGAGGGGAGUGACAGACGAGAGUGGCCUCAACAGUGAGCAGGGAGCUAGAGCCAGAACCCGUCAGCUUUGCUUCCCAGGGAACUCCCACCUUGACCCAUGAAACCUUCAAAGCACUGAAGCCUGGUCUUUCUGCUUAUGCUGAUGACGUUGAAAAGGUGACGACUUUCUCAUGUCUGUUAGUGCAUCAGAUUUGCCUUCUAACUGUGCAGCUCGUUAAAGCAGCUCCCUUCUCUCGGAUGGAGUGGACUCUGAUGGUGCUGACCUGCGGCCUGUCGUACUGUGCAGGGUGGCCCGAUGAGGAAGCUGGUAGAGGGAGAAGCCACAGGAGGACCACUGCCCCCCGCCCCUCCCCCAUGCCCCCCACACACCCUGACCACCCUCUGCCAAGCAGCACGUGUGCCACCCAUCAGUCUUGGUGUGUUUCAAAAGCACAAAUGCUGCAAACUUACAAAAAGCAUUAUUUGAAAGUUUAAUACUUUUUUUUGUUUUAGUUCCUCUGACUGAAGAUGACAAAAAUUGACUAAAACAAAAUAUUAAAGUUAAAAGCGUAUUAUGCAAAAUCCAAAAAACCAAAUAAGUGUAAAAGAAAUUUAAUUAAACUGUCAAAUAAUUGUUUUGGUAAGUUUGUAGCAUUUCUGCUUCUAAAGCCCUUAAAGCUUAUCACUGCAUGAAUACGGACACCUGUAUUUCCACUAAGGCACUCAUGAAACUGUCACAAAUACAGCUGUAAGUUCCUUUUAGUUCAGGCAUGUCUUGAAUCAAAAGCUAAUACGGGAUUCUUGCCCACAGGUGUGUCCUGAUCUCAGACAGUGAAGUCCUAGCCUGGCUUUCCUGUAGCUUAGUAAACAAAUUGAAAAAAAUCAAAAUUAGUGAUUCUAGAGUGACCAUAAAAUUAGACCUAAUUAAAUUAGAUGUCUUUACAGCAAACUCAUCGAGCUUUUUAAAUCUUAAUUUGUUUGAGUAGGCAGCACAAAUUCAAGUGGGACAAAUUUCCCUGCUUCCCAGGGCAGACAGCAAAAACUGCCCUCCACCUCUAGUCUCCCCCGGUUUCAUACGUGUCCUUCAAGAGCAGGUUUCGGUGUCCAUGAGCAAGUGGAUCUGUGUUCCUCUCCCCUCUUUAUUUUACAGACACAGUAGGAUGGCAUUAAUUUGUUCUCCGCUUUGCUUUUGCAGAUCAUUUACUGUCAGGGUAUGAAGAACUUGCUUGAUUUUUCUGGCUGAAUGGUAUUGUAGUGUAUGCAUGCACAUUGAAUUUACAGACCCAGUUCCCUCCUGAAGGACAUUUAGAUAAUGUCCAAUCUUUUGAUCUUAACAGUAUAAGAAAAGCUGAGGUUUGUCGCUUUAUAUGCAGUUGGUGACCCCCUCGUGCAAGGGUGUCUCUCGAAUGAAUUCUUAGAGUGGGAUUUCUGAGUGAGAGGAAUGUGUUUUCCCUGUGGACAGGCAUUACAGACUGCCCCUGUGGCAUUGUACCUACUAAGAGGCUCAGAGGUCCUCUACCAAGGUUCCCCCCCACCCCCCACUAACACAGGCCCUUAUCCGACUUUUGGACCUCAGUGAUUCCUCGAUGUAGUUAUUCCUGGGGUUUUAGCACUAUGAGGGAACCCAGAAUUCAUUCAUGAUCUCCAGGGGAGUCGCGACUCGUCUGAAGUCACCCAGUGAGGUGGGUGACGGGGCCAGCUGGGGUUUUGGUUGCAAGCGUGGUAGCACACCAGGAGCCCCUCUCGUGUGUCCUCACCCCACCAUGCUCUGCUGCUGAGGGCAAGUCUCCAUGUUUACCUGGUCCCUGGGCCCCACACCCCCACCAGCACCACUUAAGUCACUGUUUUCUGCUGAUUUGGAAAAUUAGAAAAAAAAUACAUUUAUAAAUUAAUGAAACCAAAAGGGUCAGGGGAGCAUCCUUGCUCCUGUAUGCUGAGCUCUGACAGACCCUGCUUUACUUGUACCACACAGAGCACUCCGGGGAUUCAGGAAUUGCUGGAUGUUGCUAAACAAGACAUUCCUUUUGACUUCUGGAAGGCCACGCCCUUGGUCCUCAAGGCCACAGCUGGUUUACGCCUGUUACCAGGAGAAAAGGCUCAGAAGUUAUUGGAAAAGGUGAAAGAGGUGUUUAAGGCGUCGCCUUUCCUUGUGGGGGAUGACUGUGUGUCCAUCAUGAACGGAACAGACGAAGGUGUUUCAGCCUGGAUCACCAUCAACUUCCUGACAGGCAGUUUGGAGACCCCGGGAAGGAGCAGUGUGGGCAUGCUGGAUCUGGGCGGAGGGUCCACUCAGAUCACCUUCCUUCCCAGAGUCGAGGGCACCCUUCAUACCUCCCCCCCUGGCCAUCUGACCUCGCUCCAGAUGUUUAACAGGACCUACAAGCUCUAUUCCUACAGCUACCUGGGGCUCGGAUUGAUGUCUGCACGGCUGGCGAUUCUGGGCGGCGUGGAGGGGACGCCUGCUGCGGAUGGAAAGGAGUUGGUCAGCCCUUGCCUGUCUCCCAGUUUCAAAGGAGAGUGGGAACAUGCUGAAAUAACAUACAGAAUCUCAGGACAGAAGGCAGCAGUGAACCUCCACGAGCUGUGCGCCAGCAGAGUGUCGGAAAUCCUUCGGAAUCAAGUGCACAGAGUGGCAGAAGUGAAGGACGUGGAUUUCUAUGCUUUUUCCUACUAUUAUGACCUUGCAGCAAAUGUUGGCCUCAUAGAUGCUGAGAAGGGAGGUAGCCUCAUCGUUGGAGACUUUGAGAUAGCAGCCAAGUAUGUGUGCCGCACGGUGGAGACCCAGCCACAGAGCAGCCCCUUCCUGUGCAUGGACCUCACCUACGUCAGCUUGCUGCUCCGAGAAUUCGGCUUCCCGGGAAACAAGGUCCUGAAGCUGACUCGGAAAAUCGACAAUGUUGAGACCAGCUGGGCGCUGGGGGCCGCUUUUCAUUACAUCGACUCCCUGAACAGCCGGAAGAGUCGGGCCUCCUAGCAGCCGAGCUGCGGCGGCGGUCCUCACAGAAGCGGCUGCAUCUCCAUAACAGACCCCUUGGGAUCCCUGGACAUGUUAGGAGGACGCCACAGUUCGUCUGUGACCACUCCUCCCCUCGGCCUUGCAGACCUGCCUCUGGUGGGGCAGUGGGCUGGAGGGCAGCCCAGGCCCAGUGCUGCCUCCUACCGGCCUUGGCUCCAUGUGGGCAGCAAGCCAGACAGGGCGAAGGGCACACGUGAGGCCAGGGCGACGCAGCCCCACUGUCCCCCACCGUUGCUCUCUGCAGGGCUGAGGCAUUUGUGAUGUGUGUCCUGUGACAGGUGUCUUGUCUUGUCUCCUUGCCCCUGUUUCCCCCGCCCCCACGGCAGACCUCCACCUUCUCCCCGAGAAUCCAUGGGGAGGUUAUCCAGGCCAUCCUGGCUGCUCUCAGGGUGAGCCGAGUGGGAAGCAUCACGCCCUCUGGGAGGGUAGGCUGGGCGGGACACUGUGAACUCUGGACUUGAACCUGUUUGGCUCCUCCUUGGGUGUGGAUGUGUGAGGUCAUCCGGAGGUCUGUUUCCUCAGUCCUUGAGUGGCUCAGGCUAAUUGAUGGAGUUGGCACUAGGACUGGGAGGAGGGGCGGGGGAAAUACCUCUUCACGGCCCUCGUGUGCCCUGGCUAUUCAGAGAAAGUCUAAGUGUGAGCUGAACUGCUGUGAAAUAUUGUGCUGCGUGAAUGACAUCUCUGUAUGUGGUGCCGAGUGCUUGUGUCUCUUGUGUUCUAAACCCCAGUGAAUGUAUUGCUGCCUUGAGGCAUUCACAAACCCAGAGGUGUCAGAAGACACAACGUCUGCAGGUCAGCCGGGCCGCAGUCCCUGGAACUGCCCUCUCAUGGCUCUACUGGUGUCUGGGGCCACAGCCCGUCCCCCAGGGGCUCCACAAGAUGCUGACUCGACCGUCUUGCCUCCGUGGCACGAGCUCUGGGAGAUGGGGCAGUGCACUGUGCUCAGAUUUGGGUCCCGGGUCCACAGUCAUUCCUGCCAUGAAUGUACAGUACACCGAAGAAACUGAACCUCACUUGUUCUACUCAAAAUAAAGGGUUUGCAGGGG